AUGAUGCCAAUUCUUUAGAGAAAAAGAGAUUACUUCUACUAGAUCAAGUAGUUGAUUCUCAACAUGCUUGACAAUAUCACAUAAUCAUUCGAGUCUCUUUGCAGAGUGGCUGAUGAUUAAUAAUCUCUGAAACCAAUUGAUAAUGCAAUCAGAUUUAUGGAUCAAUAUUAUGAUUGCAUCUAAUUUGUCAAACAGGAUUAUGUAACCAAGGAGAUUCACUUUAAAGAGAAAUAGAACGUUUAAUAUCGCAAGCAUUCCUCUGACAUCAAUCACAUUUAUGCUUCCCAAGAUUAGAUUUUAUCAUGCGGCCAAGAAGUUUACUUGCACCAACAAAACAAAUGCUGUGUUAUCAAGAACUCCACUCUUCCUGUGUACACUGGACUUAUAUUACCAGAUGGCAAAGUGCUGAUAGGAGGCGAAGAGAAGGUUGUUAAAGUUUAUUAAUAAUUUAAUAAUCAAUAUAUUGAAGUAACUUAAUUGAAAGGGUUUUCAAAAGCUAUCAGUACUAUAGUGAUGUCUCAAAAUCAACACUACAUUGGAGUCAGCAGUUUCGAUGGUAGAAUAGCAUUGUUCCACACUCAAACGCUAAGUAAAUUGGGGACAUGGACAAAUGAUUUAGGAUCUGUCUACUCCAUAUCCUUUAGUGUCGACAAUUAAUAUGUGGCAGCAGGAAGCAAGAAUGGAAUUGCCAUAUGGGAAAUCAAAAUUGACAACGACACAAGUUCAGCUGAAUUGACUCAAUCACUUAAUACAAAAAAGAAAGUCAGAUCAAUUGCCUUUUCGUGCAAACAGAAAUUCCUUGCUGCAACACAAAAAAAUGACAUUCUGCUGUACCAUUACUAUAUCGACGACUUCAUGAUCUAUCAAACAUUACAUCAUCACAACGGCAUCGUGAACUGCGUAUCUUUUGGACAAGAUAUCCUGAUAUCUGGAAGUGACGAUUCAACUCUGUGUUUAUGGUCUAGCAGUAUCAAGGGAUAUUGGAUGUGUUAUUAAGUGAUUUACGUGAAUUGUUGUAUCAAUUCUAUUGCAUUAAAUCCCCAAUAAACAGAUCUAUAUUGUGAUUGUUUUGAUAGUAUAAUUCAUUAUAAUUAAAUUUGA
This is a messenger RNA of Paramecium tetraurelia, 1101 nucleotides long. RefSeq lists its product as uncharacterized. NCBI's taxonomy places the organism in Eukaryota, Ciliophora, Oligohymenophorea, Peniculida, Parameciidae. Gene Ontology annotation, molecular function: protein binding. The record is from RefSeq and is a predicted model, not a curated record. The transcript has a single exon.